GCAGAGGGUACUUGUCGGUCCCGGCCACGAUGGACGGAUUGCUGUCUGUUCCUCUCCCUGUGCUGUCCGGUGAUGAGGUACUUAACGAGCUGCGCCGACAUGGCAAGCACUCCAAUUGGGCCAAAUUCCGCGCCAUGUACUCCAGUGUGAUUGGCGGGGUGACGACGGAUCCCGCGGCGAUGGUGAUUUCUCUCGAUGACCACAUGGUUCACCGAGGGCAUGCAGUUUUCGACACAGCGAUGGUGGUGAACGGGUACGCCCACGAGCUGGAAGCACAUCUGGAUCGUUUGUUCAGAUCGAUGGCGAUGGCGAAGCUCUCUCCUCCUUUCCUGCGCGAAAUUCUUCGUGAUGUCAUCCUUAAAACUGCCGGGAUCUCUCAGUGUCGCGACGGUCAGAUCAGGUAUUGGGUCUCCGCUGGCCCAGGCGGAUUUGGGCUGUUACCGUCGGAAUGCCCGAGGUCAGCAUUUUACGUGGUCGUCUUUGACCAGCCUCUUUUUUCUGUUGACACCAGUGGCUAUGGCGGCGAUGGGAGGAUUUCUGUUGAUGUCAGCAGCUCUGGCGGAGACGAGAGGAUGACCGCAGCAGCAGCAGCUCGACAGCAGAAGCAGCUGAUUCUGCGCACAGCGAGGGCAAUCACGACGAGUGUACCCAUCAAACCCCCUCCUAUCUCCUUGAUGAAGACGAAUAACUACAUCCAGAACGUGAUGGCCGGGAUGGAGGCUGUCUCUUAUACACAUCUAGAUGUUGGCUAUGGCGGCGAUGGGAGGAUUUCUGUUGAUGUCAGCAGCUCUGGCGGAGACGAGAGGAUGACCGCAGCAGCAGCAGCUCGACAGCAGAAGCAGCUGAUUCUGCGCACAGCGAGGGCAAUCACGACGAGUGUACCCAUCAAACCCCCUCCUAUCUCCUUGAUGAAGACGAAUAACUACAUCCAGAACGUGAUGGCCGGGAUGGAGGCGGCAGGGCAGGGCGCUGACGUGGCAGUUUGGAUAGAUCAGGAGGGGUACCUGGCAGAGGGUCCGACCGUAUCCAUUCUGAUCGUGAGUCAGGAUGGGUACUUAACGCGUCCGACCUCGGACACAGCUCUCAGGGGAUGCACGGCUGAGAGGGUGAUGGAACUGACACGUCAGCGACUGAUAAUUCAGGGACACAUGGCGUCAUCCACCUCCUUGAUUGGUGGACAGGUGGCAGCAGCAGCUGCUGCAAUGGGGGGAACAGAUAGAUUAGCACGCUUGUCAAAACCACUUCCCUUGCAGGGGGUAAGAGUGCAGAGGAUCCCGAUUGAGGAGGCAAGGCGCGCCAAGGAGAUGUUCAUAGUCGGUAGCACGAGCCCCGUGCAACCGAUCGUCGAGUGGGAUGGCCGACUGGUCUGCGACGGCAGGCCUGGACCGGUCCCCGUAGCUCUGUACGAGAUGCUUGAGGCUGAUAUGCGCUUUGGUGAAACCAAUGGCAGAAGGACGCAAGCGAUGAGGAUGGCUCCUUUGAAGCUGCGUUUAUGGGCUGAUGUUAGUGCCCGAAUGAAAGAGGCUAAUUACCUUCGUGAAGAUGACGAAUGCAAGAAUUGGUACCACUUUGUGCGCAACAACUACAGGCUUGUGAAAGACCACAAUCGGUGGUCGGGCAACCAGAAGUACUGGUCGAUGGAUCAGGCCACACGUAAAACGCACGCCUUGGACUUCCUCAUGAGGAGGGAGUGGUAUAACAUCAUACAUGUUCAUGAAGGGCACAAGCAUACCAUCAAUCCCGACAGUCUCACAGAUCCGGGGGCUGAGAGCCACAACCGGGCCAGCGCACACGACAGCGAUGUGGACGACAAUGAUGAUGAUACUGCUGACGAUGAAGUAGUUGGCGUGGGGUCGGAGGGAAGCGAAGGAUCUGAACCGGGUUCCUCCAGAGGAAGGGGGGGGUCUCGCAAGGGUGGAAGGGGUGGAGGAGGGGGUUCUGACACGGGUGGAACGGGUGGAGGAGUGGGGUCUGACACGGGUGGAACGGGUGGAGGAGGGGGGUCUCACACAAAUGAAACGGGUGGAGGGGGCUCAGGGGGGGGUGUCGCUCUCCCCAGAUGACUCAGCCGCAGCCACAUCCGCAACCGGAGGGUCGGGGACAUCUGCGACCGUAACCGAAACUUUGGGCAGUCGAAAAAGGUGUCAACAGAACGCACAUGAGUUGGCGAUGCGUGCAGUGACAGGGGCUAUGCAUGAUAAAACAGCGGCACAGACGAGAUCCGACGUCACGCAUCACCAGAUAUUACCUGAGGAGCUGAGCAUACAAGAAUGAGCGGCAAGGAUGACAUGUGAAGUGAUGUGUGAGGAUAUUGCAGCCCGUUCCAGUAAUGCCUAUAAAUUCG
This is a messenger RNA of Chara braunii, 2344 nucleotides long. The record is from the annotation of a GenBank genome assembly. NCBI's taxonomy places the organism in Eukaryota, Viridiplantae, Streptophyta, Charophyceae, Charales, Characeae.